UCCAGAAGAAUUUCAAAUCCCUAUUUGGAAACUCCUUCAAACAAGAUUUAUGGAGAAAGUUCUUCCUGUGCUGGGAGAGCUCUCAGGAAUAUUUUUACUCUACAAGCGUCUGACCUGAUUAAAGACAGGGUGUACCUUACUGGCAUUUGCAGGAGAAGCUGUGUUGGAUCGGAGCUGGUAGACUGGCUUUUGGAGCAGUGCCCUUUUGUAAAGUGCAGAUCUACAGCAGUUGGAGUGUGGCAGCUCCUCCUGGAUAUGGGCAUUAUAUUAUCAGUGGACAGACAACUCUAUUUUCAAGACAGUCAUGCUUUCUACCAGUUCUCAGCAGAUGAAUGUACCUACCUUUUCUGUGAAUUUGAGAAAGAGGAAGGGUGGAAGAAUGGAGUAAAGUUCCUACUUCAACUACUGCCAUUGUCUCCUCCCAGGAUUGACAUGUGUAAUCUGCCUGAUCAAAAAAUAGAAGAUACGGCAGAAACCAAUGCUGAAAUUCUUGCUCGUCUCACUUCUGCGGUACAGAGAGAACUGGCUGCUGUCAUUGCCUUGAAAGCAAGGAAGUCAGCAAUUCAUCAAAAUGAAGAAAACAGCAGUCAAGAAAUAAGAGGACUAGAAGAGCUCAAGGAUACCUCUGCUGCUCAGGCAGGGGUUCUGUGCAAGCUCCAGGGAAGAGAUGACAUCGGACGGAUUGAGCUGGUCCAGAAGCUGGCGAGAGAAAACUGCCAGUUUUUGCAGGCGGAUAGAAAACCACUGGAGAAGGCAGAACAAAAAAUUACUUUGCUGCCGGUAUAUUUGGAUGCAGGCAUUGGCUAG
Charadrius vociferus (killdeer) is the source of this 807-nucleotide messenger RNA. Its product is annotated as rap guanine nucleotide exchange factor 5-like. The transcript has 9 exons. Bases 256 to 807 code for a protein of 183 amino acids. The record is from RefSeq and is a predicted model, not a curated record. NCBI's taxonomy places the organism in Eukaryota, Metazoa, Chordata, Aves, Charadriiformes, Charadriidae.